AUGGACUUCUCCACCCCGUCCAAGCCGGCGCCCACGCCCACGCCCAGGCGCAAGUCCAAGCCCGUGCCCUACGCGCCGCCCGCGUCUCCGGCGACGCCCUCCGCCGUCCGCAGGUCGCGCCGCCUCCUCGACACCCCCACCAAGGACCUCUCGGAGGCCGCCCUCUUCGAGACGCCCGCCAAGCCCAAGCCCAAGCCCACCCUCAAGCGGAAGCGGGCCUCGCCGUCGCCGUCGCCCAAGACCCCGGCCCGGUCCGAGCCCAAGCCCAAGCGGCAGCGGCGGCCACCGGCGAAGCGGGCCUUCUACCGCAAGGUGGUGUACGACGGCGAGGAGUUCGCCGCCGGGGACGACGUGUACGUCAAGCGGCUGGAGGGGGCCGAGUCGGACGCCGAUGACCCGGAGGAGCCGGAGGAUUGCCGCGUCUGCUUCCGCGCCGGCGGCGGGGUCAUGGUGGAGUGCGACGCCUGCCUCGGCGGCUUCCACCUGCGCUGCGUGCGCCCGCCGCUGCGCCGCGUGCCGGAGGGGGACUGGGCGUGCCCCUACUGCGAGGCCGAGCGUGAGGGGAGGGCGAUGGACAGGCCCAAGCCGCCCGUCGGGAAGAAGAUCAAGAGGACUGCCAAGGAGAAGCUUCUCGACAGCGAUUUAUGGGCUGCACACAUUGAGAGUUUACGGAGGGAGCCAGAUGGAGCAUUCUGGGCAAAGGUGAGGUGGUACACUAUUCCUGAAGAGACCGCAGCAGGAAGGCAGCCACACAAUUUGCGGAGAGAGCUCUAUCGUACCAAUGCUCUUGGAGACAUUGAGAUGGAAAGUAUCGUUAGACAUUGUUUUGUCAUGAGCCCCAAAGAGUAUAGGGAUGCCACUAAUGACGGAGAUGAUGUAUUUUAUUGCGAAUACGAGUAUGAUGUACAUUGGCAUAAUUUUAAGCGUCUGGCAGAUAUUGAUGAUGAACCUGAGACAAAAGAAGAUCCCAGUGACGAGCCUUACAAUGCUGCUAAUGAUUAUAACAGUGAUACCGAUGAAGAUUCAGAAUACGACGAGGAGGAUGAACCGGCUACACGUUGCUCAGCCAGAAAGAACCAAUCUAAUGAGAAAAUUUUGCCUGCUAAUUCAUGGAAAGGGAGGAUAUAUGGCCUGCAAAAGAUUGGGAUCCGAAAAAUACCUGAGCAUGUUCGGUGUCAUCAAAAGACUGCUCUGGAGAAGGCGAAGGCUACCCUGUUAUUGGCUACUCUUCCCAAGUCAUUGCCUUGCAGGGAUAAAGAAAUGGAGGAGAUCUCUACAUUUGUGAAGGAUGCAAUUUGCAAUGACCAUUGUCUAGGACGCUGCCUUUAUAUUCAUGGUGUGCCUGGUACUGGCAAGACUAUGAGUGUACUUGCAGUCAUGAGGAGGUUGAGAUCUGAAUUUGAUUCUGGAGCUCUGAGGCCCUAUUGUUUUAUAGAAAUCAAUGGUCUCAAAUUAGCUUCUCCAGAGAAUAUCUACAAGGUUAUAUAUGAACAAUUGAGUGGGCAUAGGGUGGGAUGGAAAAAAGCUCUUCAUUAUUUAACAGAGCACUUCUCAGAUGGCAAGAAAAUUGGAAAGCAAGCAAACCAGCCAAUUGUUUUGCUCAUCGACGAGCUUGAUCUCCUUUUGACAAGAAAUCAGUCGGUGCUGUAUAACAUUCUUGAUUGGCCCACCAAGCCAAAUUCAAACCUAGUUAUUAUAGGUAUAGCGAACACAAUGGAUCUUCCAGAAAAACUGUUGCCUCGUAUCUCAAGUAGGAUGGGUAUUCAACGGCUGUGUUUUGGCCCCUAUAAUUAUCGGCAACUGCAGGAAAUCAUAACAAGCCGUCUUAAGGGUAUCAAUGCCUUUGAAGAUCAAGCUAUUGAGUUUGCUUCUAGAAAGGUAGCUGCUAUGUCCGGUGAUGCUAGGCGGGCCUUAGAAAUUUGUAGACGCGCAGCAGAGUUCGCAGACUACCGUGUUAAACAAUUUCAACAGGUUGAACAGACUCCCUCUUCUGCAAAUACAGGAAAUGGUUUUGUUUGCAUGGGUGACAUAGAAGACGCUAUUCAAGAAGUCUUUCAGGCACCACAUAUUCAAGUAAUGAAGAAUUGCCCAAAAUUUGGAAAAGUUAUACUGGCUGCUAUGGUCCACGAAUUAUACAGAAGUGGCCUAGGUGAAGUAUUGUUUGAUAAGCUGGCAACGACUGUUUUCUCUUGGUGCCACGUCAACAGAGAACUAUUGCCUGGAUACGAUACUCUCCUGAAAAUCUGUUGCAAGCUUGGUGAGAGCAAGAUCGUUCUCUGCGAGGAGGGCACCAAGCAUAAGUUGCAGAAGCUGCAGCUCAACUACCCAAGGCGACGAUGUGACCUUUGCCCUCAAGGAGUCCCCAGAUCUUCCUUGGCUGUCCAAGUACCUCUAAAUCUUAUACCGCAGUGGUCAAAUUUCCCAGCACUCUGCAUUGCAUUCCUGCUUCUCUUGGGGAGCAACAGCCCUGUCUACAUGUAUAAAACUUAG
This is a messenger RNA of Triticum turgidum subsp. durum (durum wheat), 2490 nucleotides long. The record is from the annotation of a GenBank genome assembly. NCBI's taxonomy places the organism in Eukaryota, Viridiplantae, Streptophyta, Magnoliopsida, Poales, Poaceae.